Molecule: messenger RNA, 1348 nt
Organism: Zerene cesonia (dogface butterfly)
Lineage: Eukaryota; Metazoa; Arthropoda; Insecta; Lepidoptera; Pieridae
Product: mediator of RNA polymerase II transcription subunit 15-like
Exons: 1
Coding region: 355-894 (179 amino acids)
Source: RefSeq, a predicted model, not a curated record
UAAUUAUGUUCAAAUCUGCGCAGUCAAAGAGAAUAAAGAUAUGCAGAAAUAUUUUAAUGUUUUUCGAAAUAAUUGUAAGUUCGUUUUUUACUUUUUAGAAUGUUAUUUAGAAUUUUGUACCUACAGUUAAAAUUAUUAUUCCUACUUACAAAAUAUAAAUUAUAAACUACUAACCAAAAUUGACGAAAAAAGAUUCGAAUCGACGAAAUUAUUGAAUAAAUUAAUAGCUACGUACAAAAGAAAUGUUUACAAAAUAUAUCUUAACAUGUGAUAAGAGGUCAAGAUUAUUGAGGGAUUGCAUAUAAAUACUGGCGCACUGCGGGUCAGAUCACUCGCUGCUUCCAUCCCGUAAACAUGUACCGCGUUAUAGUUUUGCUGUGUGCUAUUCAUGUCUCCCAUGGCUUCCUUUGCCUCCCGCUGCAGGCGCAAGUGGCCGAACUACAGCGGCAAAUUUCGGAAUUGAAUGCACUGAUAUAUAACGAAGGAGUGGCAUCAUCACAACAGUUAACCCGGCUGCAGCAAGAAGUGGACGCACGAAUAAGUAACACACAAAUACAAAUAAAUAAGUGCAUACAAGAAAAUCAGUUGGCUGCGUCGGGUCCGCAACCGGGACAACAGAUAGAGCAGCUACAAGCUAAGUUGGCUGCACAAGAAAACGCCUCACAAGCAGCAACGCAAUGUCAGCAACAGCUUAGCGCGCUCCAGCAGGAAGAAAAAGCAGUGAGAGAACACGAACAAGAGCUUAAGAAGCAGUUAGAGCGUGGCCAGCAGAAACUGCUGCAACAAGAAGAGAGAACAGAGCGCAAAAACACUACACAACACCUACUUCCUUCACAGAGCACAGUUUUAUACACAUACAGAAAUAUAUCUGUAAAGAAUUAUCAAUUGCUGUGACAUUAUCUUAUCAAUCUAGAUGUUAUAAUAAAAAAUUAAAAAAACUAGAGUGUAUCAACAAAGUGUAUAUACAGUAAAUAUAAAAUUCCCGUGUCAUAGUGUACCGUAGUCCUCGGAAACGGAUGGACGGAUUCUCGUGAAAUUUUGUGUGCAAAUCCAAUAGGUUAGAUUAUCGGCCAACAUCUAUUUCUCAUACCCCUAAAUGAUAAGGUAGGCAGGACAGCGUUUGUCGGGUCAGCUAGUAAAUUUAUACAAUUUUGUGAACCGUUAUGAAUGCCGUGUACACCUCUAAUUGAUAAGCACAUACCAAUAAUUCAUGUAUAAUGCUUUGUAUUAAUGUCAAAUGUAGACCGUGAUUACUGUUAUAAAUAAAUAAAUAAAAUGAAAACUGAAGGUUAAUGUGAUUUUUUUAUGUCAUCCUGCAAAUAUUAUAAAUUUGUUUAUUAUAUAUAUA